AUGCGUUCAAAGACUAUCUUCACUUCUUUGCUAGUUGCUUUGGCCGAAGCUCGUUUGGGUCAAGAACAAGGCAAUGGAGCAAUUGCUGCCAUUACUGCUCUCACUGAUUUCGGAACCUCAGGUGCAGCCGCAUCCCUCGGAGGGGGCUCCAUUCAAUUUCUCCUCGCGGCUGCCAACCCCUGCGGCAAACUCACCCAAGCCGACGCCAUCGUUGCGCAACUUGGCAAUGACCCUGCUGUCAUUUCCGCAGCGCGCGGUCUCGUAGCUGCCGAACAAAAUUUCAAUCCUUUCGUCGUUUCCGCCCCCAAUGUCUGUUCUGACCCAACUUUACCUACUACAGCCGCUCUUCGCGGUGUCGUUCCUUUGAUCGAUCCAGCUGUAGGAGGAAGCACAACAGAAAAUGUAAAUAGUGCAACAAGUACCACAACGCCAUUUGCAGCUGAUGGUCUUAGUGUUGCAGAUGUAAUGGUUGCGCAGGGUUUCUCAAAUUUCACAACUACAGAUGCAGCGGGAAAUAAGGGAACUUCAUCUGGAUCUACCGCUACGAGCGGAAGUGUAUCAACUUCGAAUUCCACUGCUAGUGUUGUUUCUUCAAAUAUUUCGAGUGUGGCUGUGGCUGCCGUCGCGGCGGUCUCUUCAAGUGCAGCUUGUGGAGGUACUACUCUUGUAACCAUUACUAUGGCCGCUACAGCCGCUGCCACUCCCGCAGCUUCCUCCUCUGUCGCCUUAAACAACUCUACAUCCUCUACCGCCUUAACCAACUCCACCUCCUCAAGCUCCCAAGCUUCCUCCAUCACCGGUCUCGACUUCGGUCUCUGCGUCCCCACCAUCAAAUUCGAAGCUGGACUCGACGGUCGUAAAGACACCGAAUUCACCUUCCAAGCCAUCGAUCCCUUAGUCAACAAAGGCCAGCAAGAAGCACUCAAUCCUAAUAUCAUCACCAAUAGAAUCUGCGAUCAAUUGGCUAAUGUGUGCAAUGCGAAUGCGGCGGCAAAAACCGCGUGUGCGGAUGCGAAAACGAAAAUUAGUGCGUUGGGCACGAAGGAUGUGACCACGGCGGAUGCUUGGAAUACGGCUUUGGGCUUUGAGGGCGCGAAUACAAAUCCGGAUAAUGCGCCUCAGGCGGGGUUAGUGGGUCAUACUUAG
Botrytis porri is the source of this 1146-nucleotide messenger RNA. RefSeq lists its product as uncharacterized. The transcript has 2 exons. The record is from RefSeq and is a predicted model, not a curated record. NCBI's taxonomy places the organism in Eukaryota, Fungi, Ascomycota, Leotiomycetes, Helotiales, Sclerotiniaceae. The coding region runs from base 1 to 1146 and encodes 381 amino acids.